CUCUCACAGCAUUGAGGGGAAACUGACAGCAUCUCUGUUUACAAAUAGAGUGACGCGGUGUUACAAUUAAUCCGCAUUUACCUUAGUUUUGCCACUUUUCCGGCAAGGAAAUACUUCUAAUUCAUCAAAGAACAGAGAAAACUCCCGAUUUUCUUACAAUGUCACGGAAAGAGGCACUCUCUCAGUUCAUCAAUCAAAUCCACGGACGUCCGGUGGUUGUGAAGCUCAACAGUGGCGUUGAUUACAGAGGUGUCCUGGCGUGUCUGGAUGGCUACAUGAACAUCGCACUAGAUCAGACGGAGGAGUAUGUUAAUGGGCAGCUGAAGAAUAAGUACGGCGACGCCUUCAUCCGUGGCAACAACGUCCUGUACAUUUCCACGCAGAAACGCCGAGUUUGAGAGUAAAUUGAUUGAAUAUCUUCCUGAAGUCGUUUAGUGAAUGCCAUCGAGUG
Phlebotomus argentipes is the source of this 451-nucleotide messenger RNA. Its product is annotated as U6 snRNA-associated Sm-like protein LSm6. Gene Ontology annotation, biological process: mRNA splicing, via spliceosome; maturation of SSU-rRNA. Lineage: Eukaryota; Metazoa; Arthropoda; Insecta; Diptera; Psychodidae. The coding region runs from base 159 to 398 and encodes 79 amino acids. Gene Ontology annotation, molecular function: RNA binding. Gene Ontology annotation, cellular component: P-body; sno(s)RNA-containing ribonucleoprotein complex; U4/U6 x U5 tri-snRNP complex. The transcript is spliced from 3 exons. The record is from RefSeq and is a predicted model, not a curated record.